AUGUAUACUCCUACCCCUUUUCACAUUCAAAUUCUAGAAAAGUGCUCUGAGUUUGGAGAUAAGUAUGCUUUGAAAGAUCACGAAGACACCUUCACUUUUCUGGAUGUUCGUAAGAAAGCUUAUCAAGUGGCUGAAUUAUUCAGAAAACGAGGCAUUAAGAAAGGCUCCUCUAUUCUCGUGUGUUUACCGAAUUGCUGCUGGUAUCCAGUAGUUUUCUUAGCUUCUGCCAUAUUGGGAGCGACCAUCUCUGGAAUAAGUACACAGUCAACGAAAGAUGAAAUCAAUGAAUACACUGGAAAAUCCGGCGCUGAAGCAUUCGUUACAACGCUGGAAAUAGCCCAAGCAUUAGGAGAUGCAGCUCCCAGAACUGAUAUCAUUGUUAUAAGCAAGAAGACAUGUUGUGGUCGUCCAACUAUUCCCCGGGAUCUUAUAGAAGUGGAAGAGCAGAACUUCAACAUCUGUGAGGUAAGCCUGGAUGAUCCUUUGAUCAUGCCAUUUUCAAGUGGUACGACAGGAAAGCCGAAAUGUGUGAUCUUGACUCAUCGCAACUAUCUCUCUGCAACAGAUAACUUGAAGAAGGCUAUUUUUGACGAACUUCUAGACAAAAAUAAGAAGAAAACCCUGGCUUUCUUGCCAUUCCAUCACGGAAGCGGCUUUUGGGCGUUAGUCUUCUCAUUGCUUGAAGGAUGCGAAUCUAUAAUAAUGCCUCAAUUUCAUCCCAUAACAAUGCUUCAAUUGAUCAGUACUCAUCGCAUUGAGGUAAUUAAUGUGGUUCCUUCUAUUCUUCGCUUUCUUUGCCAAUUUGCUCCAAGUCAACUGAACUUGGAUGUUUCUUGCUUGACAACGAUAUUGUGUGGAUCGAGUCCGCUUGGCCCUGAGCUAAGUUCAAAUGUUCUGAAAAACUUUCCGUCUGUAAAGCAUUUAGUGCAAGGUUAUGGUUUGUCGGAAAUCGUAGUCUUGAGCCAUAUCACUCCUUUGACUUCUCCAAAAGAAAAACUGGGAAGUUGUGGAAAGCUUAUACCUGGCUUUCAAGCUAAAAUUGUUGCGGAGAACGGAGACAUUGUAAAAGAACCGAAAAAGCACGGAGAACUGUUUCUAAAAUCGGAAUGCGUUAUGAAAGGAUACAAAAAUGAACUUAAACUUCAUCCUUUUGAAGAUGGCGAUUGGUUCCGUACCGGAGAUGUGGUUUACUUCGACUCUGACCAUUACUUCUACGUGGUGGAUCGUCUCAAAGAUUUGAUAAAAGUUAACGGACUCCAAGUUUCUCCAUCUGAAAUAGAAGAUGUAAUACAGGCUCUUCCUUUUGUAGUGGAGACGUGUGUCAUUGGCGUUCAUCAUGACUUACAUGGCGAAGUACCGAAAGCGUACGUUGUCUUAACUGAUAGAAUAAAAGAGCAGAAUAAGAACUUCGUUCUUGAAGAGAUCAUGAGACACGUGAAAGAAGUUCUGGCUCCUUACAAGCAACUACGUUACAUUGAAGCUAUAAAACAACUGCCAAAGACAGCAAGUGGGAAAAUUGCAAGAAACAUGGUUAGAAAACUACAUACAAAACGAUUUUGA
Molecule: messenger RNA, 1560 nt
Organism: Auanema sp. JU1783
Lineage: Eukaryota; Metazoa; Nematoda; Chromadorea; Rhabditida; Rhabditidae
Source: the annotation of a GenBank genome assembly